Molecule: messenger RNA, 2321 nt
Organism: Hippopotamus amphibius kiboko
Lineage: Eukaryota; Metazoa; Chordata; Mammalia; Artiodactyla; Hippopotamidae
Gene: PTGFR
Product: prostaglandin F receptor
Exons: 3
Coding region: 318-1406 (362 amino acids)
Biological process (GO): adenylate cyclase-activating G protein-coupled receptor signaling pathway; inflammatory response; positive regulation of cytosolic calcium ion concentration
Cellular component (GO): plasma membrane
Molecular function (GO): prostaglandin F receptor activity
Source: RefSeq, a predicted model, not a curated record
GUGCACCCGGCAGGUUCCGCGCUGCGAGAGCGCGCGGAAGCACGCGCAGCGAGACCGAGUCGGGGUCGGAGCAGGAGCAGGAGCAGGAGCUGGAGCUGCAGCUGGAGCGGUAGUGAGAGUGCAGUGCAUCGCUGCGCCCCAGGAACCCGCGGCGGCGGCAGAGCGGAGCCGGGUGCGGGAUGGCCCAGGGACCCGCGCGCUCUUCUGCUCCGCCUAGAGCCCUGCCCGUGGCCCGGGAUGCCAAGAUCUCUGGACCACAAGCUUGCACUGUUUUGAGAGGGAGAUGACUUGAGUGGCCAGCUCUUAUCUUCACAACAAUGUCCACGAACAAUUCCAAACAGCCAGUGUCUCCUGCAGCUGGGCUCCAUUCAAAUACAUCUUGCCAAAUGGAAGAAGAGCUUUCAAUAUCUUUUUCGAUAACCUUCAUGACAGUGGGAAUCUUAUCAAACAGCCUUGCCAUUGCUAUUCUCAUGAAGGCAUACCAGAGAUUUAGACAGAAGUACAAGUCAUCGUUUUUGCUUUUGGCUAGUGCUCUGGUAAUCACAGAUUUCUUUGGGCACCUCAUCAAUGGAGCUAUAGCAGUCUUUGUAUACGCUUCUGAUAAAGACUGGAUCCACUUUGACAAAUCAAACGUGCUUUGCAGUAUUUUUGGUAUCUGCAUGGUGUUCUCUGGUCUGUGCCCACUUUUUCUAGGCAGUGUGAUGGCCAUUGAGCGAUGUAUUGGAGUCACCCAACCAAUAUUUCACUCUACAAAAAUUACAUCCAAGCAUGUUAAAGUGAUGUUGAGUGGAGUGUGCUUUUUCGCUGUUUUCAUAGCUUUGCUGCCCAUCCUUGGGCAUCGUGACUAUAAGAUUCAAGCGUCGAAGACCUGGUGUUUCUACGAAACAGAUCACAUCAAAGACUGGGAAGAUAGGUUUUAUCUUUUACUUUUUUCUUUUCUGGGGCUCCUAGCCCUUGGUAUUUCAUUUUUUUGCAAUGCCAUCACAGGAAUUUCACUUUUAAGAGUUAAAUUUAAAAGUCAACAGCACAGACAAGGCAGGUCUCAUCAUUUUGAAAUGGUCAUCCAGCUCCUGGGUAUAAUGUGUGUCUCCUGCAUUUGCUGGAGUCCGUUUCUGGUGACAAUGGCCAGCAUUGGAAUGAAUGGACAAGAUUUUAGGAAUGCCUGUGAAAGAUCCCUUUUUAGUCUUCGAAUGGCAACAUGGAAUCAAAUCUUAGAUCCCUGGGUGUAUAUUCUUCUACGGAAGGCUGUCCUUAAGAAUCUCUACACGUUUACCAGACGCUGUUGUGGAGUGCAUAUCAUCAGCUUACAUGUUUGGGAGCUUAGCUCCAUAAAAAAUUCCUUAAAGGUUGCUGCUAUUUCUGAGUCACCAGUUACAGAGAAAGUAACCCAGCAAACAAGCACCUAGUUCAGUAGGACAGUAAAUCGAUAUAGGUCUAGGACCAAAUUAAGAAAAGUUUUGGCAAUAUUUCAGUUAAUUAUAUAAAUAUAGCAAGCCUAACUGGAAAAAUCAGCCCUCAGCUGGAUAGUUUGGGGGGCACUUUUGUCAGAUUUGGCUUUUGAAAUUUGCUAAAUUAACUGUAUAUUUGCACAUUUUCACGUUUUUGUCAACUAGAGGUAAACGUGAUGAAAUAAUGCCAUAGGAGUCAAAUUGAAAACAAUUUUGGGCUUAUCUGUAUUAUUGAUGCUUUUGAACAAGCGACUCUCUUGAAGCCUGUAGCAUUUACUUGGCCUACGACCUGUGCAGUGCAAUGGCUGUUUGGGGGCAUCACUGCUCUAUAGCAGUUCCGUAUAGACUAGGCGCAGUGGAUUGGAGCGCCCUCUUUUGAUCUGGUCUGUUUUACCCUGCAUUGUGUAGCCUCAAUUAAUACAUGUGUUGUCAUGUCACAGGGAACUCAUUGUGGCUUAUUAUAAUGACUUCCAUGUAUGUGAGGUGUGGCUGUCAGGUUGCCUGAUGUGCGAGCCUGUUUAGAAUGAGCCUAUCCUUGUCAUAUCUGACAGAUAUGACUGCUUGCAUUUAUUAUUAUGAAGGUCAGUUGUUUGAAGAUGUCAUGGAUUUGCACAGUUUUCAAGUAAUCACCAUUUCCUCUGAACAUUUUAGUGUAGAGUCAAUAAUUUUUAGAGAAACAAAGGCUCUGUGAGCACGUGUAUAGGUGACUUGCAUUAUAGCAGUUCCUAAGAAGCUCUGCCAUGGAUAAUGCAAACAAGCAGAACUUAAACACCAAGUGAUGGGUGCGAAGGACAUUGGCAAAGGCGCUUUACCUGGAGCGUCAUUGACACGGUGUCAUUUCUGUGUCAGGGAACGAAAGAAGCACAACCUCUA